Molecule: messenger RNA, 1448 nt
Organism: Neolamprologus brichardi
Lineage: Eukaryota; Metazoa; Chordata; Actinopteri; Cichliformes; Cichlidae
Source: RefSeq, a predicted model, not a curated record
UGUUUCUCACAUCUGUACUCACAUCUGUCCACAGCGACAUCUGCGACAGCUGCUCACGCUCGAUCAUCUGUCUGGACCAGGAGAUUAAACUGACUCAGCUCAGAAGAUCAUUUCCCAUCAUGAAUGCCAAGCUAACCAAAAGCAGGCAGAGCGCCAUCUGCUCUGAUCUGGGGAGAGUCAGGCUGCAGCUGCUGUACAAGGCCAGCGUCCACGGCUUCACCGGUGCAGCGUUUCACCAACAAUGUGACCACCGCUCUCCCACUGUGUCCGUGGGCUACAACGACUCUGGCUUUGUGUUUGGAGGCUACACCAAACAGCCCUUUAAUCAGUCUGGAGGGUUUGUGAAUGAUGAUAAAGCCUUUCUUUUUACCUUCACUGGAGAGCAGCUGCUCAAGUAUCCCGUCACUGGUCCUGGGAAUGCAGUGAAAAUGAUCGGAAACUCUGGACCUUAUUUUGGAGAAGCACUGGUUCUUGUCCAUGGAAGCACACCAGUAGCGUACAGCAGUCCAGGAAAUUAUUACAACUUCACUGCUGCAGAAAUGCAUGGCGAUGAUCUCGACCUGACGGAGUGUGAAGUCUACCAAUUAUAUACUGACACAUAUUACAGUUCUCCAUCCCCUCGUUUGUGCAGGAAGAGGGAGGAGCUGAUUGAGAGCAUUAAGAGCUACAAACCCACAGUCGGCUCGGUGACCCGGGCUCGCGUUUUGCUCAUCGGACCAGUCGGAGCUGGAAAGUCCAGCUUCUUUAACUCUGUCAACUCUGUAUUCAGAGGCCACGUCACCAGCCAGGCCAUAUCUGGCUCCUCCUCCACCAGCCUCACCACACAGUUUCGCUCGUACUCUGUGAAAGCCGGGCGUGAAGGGAAACCUCUGCCGAUAAUCUUGUGCGAUACCAUGGGGCUGGAGGAGAGCAAAGGGGCGGGGCUUGACAUUGAUGACCUGAACAGCAUCCUCAAAGGUCACCUGCCAGACUGUUAUCAGUUCAACCCUUCAGCUCCUCUGCAUCCUGAGGCGCACGGCUAUCACAAGUCUCCUGGACUCAAAGACAAGGUCCACUGCGUGGUUUAUGUCAUUGAUAGCUGUAAGAUCUCCAUCAUGCCCACGGGGCUGGAGGAGAAACUGGACGCCAUCCGCAGAAAGGUCAACUUAAUGGGUAUUCCUCAGCUGGUGCUCCUCACUAAAGUAGAUGAAGCCUGCCCACUGGUGAAGGAGGAUGUGAGAAACAUUUACAAGAGUGGCUACAUUAAGGAGAUGAUGCAGGAGGUCGGCUCCCGGCUCGGCGUGCCGUUGUCCUGCAUCAUUCCAGUGAAGAAUUACAGCGAGGAGUUGGAGUUGGUCACUGACUGUGACAUCUUGUUGCUCAGCGCCGUCAUUCAGAUGCUUCGCUUUGUUGAUAAUUACUUUGACGAGCUCAGUGACCGAAUGAGCCACAUGCAAACCAAAGAGUAA